UUAUAGGUCUUUCUAGGAACAUUGGACCUGAUAUCAAAGAAAUAGCUUCUAUAAAGAUAAGACAUAAGGUAAUCAAAUCAAUCAAUUCCGCUUAAAUAUUUUUCAUGAAAUAAAUAAAAAAAAAAUUGAUCAUUGUCAUUUUUGAUAUGUAUGACUAUAUAGUUUAAUAUUUUUACUACUAUAUAUUCACUUUGUAUUCAUCACCUACAUGUUAAAUUCAAUAUGAGUAUGCCGGAGGACAGAUUAAUUACACAAAUGGUUAUUCCUGUAUCUAAAGAAACCUUUUUUAAUACCCAAUCAAAAACAAGACCAAAACCGUUAUGUCCCUACGACAUGCUGUAUCAUCCGCCCGAUUACAACCCAAAAGCAGCAAGAUCCGAUCGUCAAGAGCCAAAAAUCAUUAAGAGAAAUAUAUGGGAACAAGAACGUCACAAAAUAAUUCCGUCAACUACUCAUUUUCAGUUAGGCAGACCGACGAUAAAAAUUUUGGAUGUCCCAACCAAACAAUUUGUAAGAGUUCAAGUUAAAAAUGAAAACCCGCACAUGCGCAUAUACAGUGUUUUGGAAUGGGCUAUUUUAUUAAAUGAAGGAAAACCAAGUUUGUGCGAUUAAAAAUAUAUUGUAUAUACCUCCGCACUUUAAACCAACCUCAAUAUAUAUCGGGCAAUAAAAAUUUGUUAGUGGUUA
Molecule: messenger RNA, 687 nt
Organism: Zerene cesonia (dogface butterfly)
Lineage: Eukaryota; Metazoa; Arthropoda; Insecta; Lepidoptera; Pieridae
Exons: 3
Coding region: 223-612 (129 amino acids)
Source: RefSeq, a predicted model, not a curated record